UUAUCGAAAGCAAUUAUUUUAUAUCUUAUUUACUAAUGACAGAGUUACUUUAAUGUUUCUCCAUAAUUAAAGAACCACGAUUUGUUCCUGUCUAAAAUCAGACAAUUGAAUUAGUUCAUUUCAUUUUUUAAUUUGAAAUUAGUAACGAAUUUUUGGUUAAAAUAUCGAUAGAUAUCGAUAAGACACCCUCCCAUGCUGUUUUGUUUUUCUUUUUAAAGAAUUCGCACAUCUAUUGGCCAGGUUGCUUCAACGAAAAUUAUUAAAUCGGGCACCCAGCAAACAUGCCUCGGUGCUUUCAGAAAUCCCACAUUGUGGCAAAAUUGAAGGCCCAGCGGAAAGCCAAGUCCAGUGAAAAUGAAUCGGAUUCUGGGAGCGACUUCGAGGAGGAUGGAGAUCCGGCAGAGAAUAGCUUAAAAUUCAACCUCCAGGCCCUGGAGCUGACGUGCCAUUCCACCCACCCAUCCGAAAAUGUGGGAAUGCUGGGGCAGCAGCUGCAGGAUAAGGGCCUGAACUCGGAACAGGUCUUUCCCAACUGCCUGGUGUCGGUGCCAGUGCCCCUGUUUGUUGCCAAAGAUGGGCACACCCCGCACCUGGAGCACUGCCAGAAGAGAUCGCACAGUUUCGACGAAUGGCUGCGGACACUACAGAUUUCCAGAACCCGAUUCGAGAAGCGGACCAAGACAAUGAGGCAGCGCGAGAAGAAACAGAGUCUAAACAUUUAUGACAAGAGCCUCUUUGAUAUGGCGGAGCUAAUAGCCCGCCAGGACAACCCCCACUUUCGGGACAGCUUCGACUACUACUACACGGGUGGGAAUCUCAACACCAUGCCAUUUAAACUGGGCAGCAUGGCAAUGCACGUCAGUGGCCCGGAUCUCAGGGACCUCCACUUUUCCGAGGUGAAAACGGAGGCAGAAGUAUGGAAUCCCAUACACUCCAUGCACAUAGAAGAGGCCUCCAGUGAAAUCUUUCAGAUUCUGCCUGUGAAGAGUUUUCGGGAAGACCACGACCGCCUGCUCCUGACCCGGUUCCUCAAGGAAGUCGUUCUCUACGAGUUGAAGGAGAAGGUAGAGGCGGAGGAUGAGUUUAGCUACGAACUGGUGUGCCAGAGCAAGUACAGCAGCAAUGAGGCUCCGUUUAUAAGUACCGCUCAGUCGCUGGGAGAUGCCAAUACCCUGGCUUUGGCUUCUCAAGAUCGUUCUCUGAGAUUUGUGAAUAUUGAGACCCAACAGGAUAUAGCCAAGCACGAUGUUUGUUUGCUCAAAGGACUCCAGCAGUCGUCCAGUACUUGGGCCCAAAUUAUACCAGCUAGUGGAAGUACUUUUCAUUAUCUUACACAGCCAGUUCUCUUAACUGUCGACGUGAGAUGCGAUAAACCCAUAAAUCCCUGCUUCGCCAGCAGCGUGCACUCCAGGAACUGCGAGAACUUCUCCUGCCUGACCAAGAGCGCCAAUCCGAACCUCCUCUAUGUGGCCAGCAAUCAUAAACUGCACUGUUUGGAUCUGAGGUGCCUGGGCAAGAAGCUCACCGAUCGCUCGGUUGUAACCUGGACCCAUCAGAUGAACUAUCCGCCCUGCUUCCUGGACACCUUUGCCCAUGAGAGCGGCGAGUACGUGGCGCUUGGUGGGAUUCUCCCCAAUGACCAGAGAAUUUGCGAAAUGAAGGGAUACCUGGCGGAGAGUGUGGAUGAAAUGUUCUCUCCGGCACUGCCGUACCAACCACCCACACUAAAUGAGGCUCUUCUCGAGGCCAGACUGAGUGGCUAUGUGGACAUCUACGCCGAUCUUACGGAGCGCGUCAAGGCCUGUACAACAGGGAUGCGCUUCAGCCGUCUGGAGAGGACAAGUGAUCAGGCCUUUGCCCAACUUUUGACGGCCAACAGUCUGGGGGAUGUGUACUGCCAGAGGAUGUCACUUCGGGAUGACGACGAGCACAUUCAGGAGAUGAGAACAGGUCUUCAUACCACCGAAGUCAUUCGGUACUGUGGCGAACUGGUGCAGGAGCGUGUGGAGCAUCGGAAACUGCGUUGCACGAAUGUCCAGAGGAUUCCGGAGAUCAGAGAAAUCCUGCGAGAGGGAGCCAAGCGACCAGAAGUCGAGGAGAAACCCACCAUUAUAGAGUAUGUAGAAAUAGACUAUGGCAUUGAGGACUCGGAGGAUUCGGACAGUAAAAAGGAGAUCUCGAAGGAGAGUUUUAAGCCAAAAAAGAAGAAAAUAAAGAAGGAGAAGAACAUCAGGAAAGGAGGGUCAGCAUCGCCCAAAAAGAAUAAAACUGGAAAGAGGAAUUUAAAGAAGGACAGGGGCAUCAGUCGCGGGCCUUGGCAGAAGUCCGCCUAUCAGCUGUCCCACUACACGGACAUGUUGUCCGUCCAGCUGCUGGAUAUCUGGGACAUGGAGGAAUUCGAUCACACCCGGGAUGUGACCAGGGAAGAGCUCCAAGAGCGUCUGGAGGAUAGCAAUGAGGAGCCAGAGACGCGCAUGGCCGACUGGCUGAAUAAGCUGCCAGUGAAGCCGGAAGACCCAAAAGACGAGGAUAAGAGUCCCAAUGUUCCUGGUACCAACCUGCCCAAGCUCUACAGUGCCAUCACAGCGGAGUACACGAAAGUAACUGACGAGGAAAUAGAGGAGGCCGGGCUGAACACCAGUCUUCCAUCGUAUAUUAGUCCCAAAAAGGAAAUUGAAGUUGCCAGGAAGCGCUUGCAUUCCACUUUGCUGCCAGGACAGAAUACCAUCAUCGAAAGUGGCUAUAAUUUUAAUCCGACGCCAGCUAAGAAGCCCAAGAAGUAUGUCAAGGGAUUCUAAAUCUAGAUAUUACCAGAUAUUAGUGUUAAUUAUAAUCUUGUUUCAUUUUUAAAAUAAAUAUGAAUUAAAGUUGCUUUAUAUUUGAUGGAUAA
This is a messenger RNA of Drosophila ananassae, 2890 nucleotides long. RefSeq lists its product as uncharacterized. Bases 282 to 2798 code for a protein of 838 amino acids. The transcript is spliced from 2 exons. NCBI's taxonomy places the organism in Eukaryota, Metazoa, Arthropoda, Insecta, Diptera, Drosophilidae. Gene Ontology annotation, molecular function: protein binding. The record is from RefSeq and is a predicted model, not a curated record.